Molecule: messenger RNA, 4420 nt
Organism: Suricata suricatta (meerkat)
Lineage: Eukaryota; Metazoa; Chordata; Mammalia; Carnivora; Herpestidae
Gene: ELMOD2
Product: ELMO domain containing 2
Exons: 9
Coding region: 159-1040 (293 amino acids)
Cellular component (GO): membrane
Molecular function (GO): GTPase activator activity
Source: RefSeq, a predicted model, not a curated record
GGCGUUCUCGCGGCCUCCCCCCCCCCCACUUCCGGGUCGCGGUGCUUGCAGGGAGCGCUCCGCGAGUAGCGUCGUUUCCGUUGCCGGCUGUUUGCAGUUGGGGAAACCGAGGCAGCUCCAGCGUUUCCCCCUAGUUCUUCCGCUCCUGUGAGGAAACAAUGUUUAUUUCUUUGUGGGAGUUCUUCUAUGGGCACUUUUUUCGAUUUUGGAUGAAAUGGCUCCUACGACAGAUGACCGGAAAGUGUGAAUUGCAGCGAAUUUUUGAUACCUAUGUAGGUGCACAAAGGACACACAGGAUAGAGAAUUCCUUGACAUACUCCAAGAAUAAGGUUUUGCAAAAAGCAACACUUGUUGUUCAGAGUGAAGUGGACAAAUGUGUAGAAGAUAUAAUGAAGGAAAAGAAUAUUAACCCUGAGAAGGAUGCCAGUUUUAAAAUCUGCAUGAAGGCAUGCUUACUGCAGAUAUCCGGUUAUAAACAGCUCUAUUUGGAUGUAGAGAGUGUGAGAAAAAGGCCAUAUGAUUCUGAUAACCUCCAACAUGAAAAGCUGCUUCUCAAGCUUUGGAAUCUUCUGAUGCCCACAAAAAAGUUGAAGGCUAGGAUCUCCAAGCAGUGGGCCGACAUUGGUUUCCAGGGUGAUGAUCCCAAAACAGACUUCAGAGGCAUGGGCAUCCUUGGAUUAAUCAAUCUUGUGUAUUUCAGUGAAAACUAUACCAGUGAAGCUCACCAGAUUCUUUCCCGUUCAAAUCAUCCAAAAUUAGGGUAUUCUUAUGCAAUAGUUGGAAUCAACCUUACUGAGAUGGCUUACAGCUUGCUGAAGAGUGAAGCAUUGAAGUUUCAUCUCUACAACUUUGUUCCCGGUACACCAACAAUGGAACACUUUCAUCAGUUUUAUUGUUACCUUGUCUAUGAAUUUGACAAGUUUUGGUUUGAAGAAAAGCCAGAAAGCAUUAUGUAUUUCAACGUGUAUAGAGAGAAGUUUCAUGAAAAGAUUAAAGGACUCUUACUAGAUUGUAAUGUAUCACUUACUUUAAAAAUAUGAAUCAUCCGUAGUAUCUUCUAUUUCUACCACAUUUUGCACACACAACAGAAUUUAUAUGUUGUAAUAGAAAGCAUCUGAUCAAUUUCACUCCUUAGAUAUAAUUUCCUACACAAAGAUUUCAGAAAUUCUAUUUACGAAAGCUAGUGGACAAUCAGUGUAUGUUUACAGUUGUUUAUACACUGUUCUCCAAAGGUACCUUAUCCUUCCAAAGAUCCCUUCUGUAGAGUACUGGGAACUACAGUUUGGAACUUGGGAUUUAGCCCAUUUAGUGUAAAAGUACAAAUCAGGUAUUUGUAUUUAAUUGGUUGGUUAAAAUGUGUAAAAAUCUGUUUUCAUUUUUAUGUGUUGUACUAUCAAGUCAGUAUUGUAACCUUUCAAAGCUCUUUUAAAAUUUUUUGUGUUUUAGUUUGGAGAUGAUUGUUCUUUUUCUUUGUCAUGUUUUCUUCCUAGGUUAGUUUACAGGAAGACUAGUUUUUCAUGGUUUUCUUUGCUUGCAUCUCAAUCACAUGUCCUAAUGUUGCUUCAUUAGUAGCAAAAAGCAUAGAGACGUCAGACAGAAUGAAGAAUCAUGGCCUCUUCCUUUCUGGUUUCCCUGAUUACUUUGCAUAACGGAUAAUGAGAGAAUGACCGUUUUGGUGACUAGCUUUUUUGUUUUUAAAUACUACACUUUAAAAUAUCACAGUGGCAUUUUCAAGCUUAAAAGUAUUUUCUUAUCUUCAGUUAUUUACUUUUCAGUCAGUUGUAGAAAAGAACGGUAGUGCUUGGUGUGAAGGCCUUUUACGAGGCUUCUCUGCCUGUGUUUAUGAAAAGAGAUGUAUUUGCUAAGAAAAUCUGGACUCUCGUCAAAGGACAGUGGCUAUUUCAGUAAAGCUGUCUUUGAACUUACACAAAAGGAAAACUUAAAGCUUUUCAAAAAUACUGGUGAAACAGCAUUCAUUGGUUUAUUUUACUUACGAUUAACUGUUGCUUCUUCUUGCUUUGCCUCCCUAGUGUUUCUGGACCAUGGCAUAUAGACUUUAUGGGUAUUCUUUGAGUUUGUGGUCUGUGGGAUUCUAAAGUAGCCUGAGGAUGAUGACUGUGCAUUUCGUGUAGCUUUAUUCUCCUAAAAUCUCAGGAGGGCAUCAAGUACUGUCAAGGAUUAUAUGGUGAUGAGAUUCUCAUGGGAAUGAUUUCUUCCUUGUGUGUUUUAGACGUUUGUACUCCUAGCAGAACUAAAAGACUUUGAAGAUCAGUUUGUCUGAUUACUAAGUUCUUAAAUCCUACAGAAACCCGCCUGUUAAAGACAUAUUCUAAAUACGAUGAGAGUUAGCCAUCUUUAAGUAUGUAUGUAUAUCAAGUGCUUAAGGACUGACUCAUGUGGUCGCAAGACCCGAGACUUGCAGUGUCCGUCCGUGUCUCUAGACAGACCUCUCUCUGCAAACUUGCCAAAGAGAAGAGAGGUAAAAAAAUAUCUGCGUGAAAACUAACAGAUGCAGUGUUGUAUAGCACACACAUUGAAAAUGCAGCAUUUAAAAUUAUUAUUUUCUCAAGGGGUUAAAACAUUUAAAAGUUGAGUUCAUUUAAUUAUAGUUGUGGUGGUUUGGUGUCUAAGUAUCACAGAAAUUUAAAAUUGGUUUCUUGUAGGAGACUUCUCAACCUUGGGAUUAUCAUAAUUUUCUUUUUUAUGUUUUCAGUGCUUUAGUUUCUAGUUCUACAGUUCUAGGAGAUGUAGCAAAAUCCUAGUAAGGAUCGGGUGCUAAUCAUCAAAGUUCAUUUUAUAGUGUUUAUUAUUACAUGGAAAGCAAUUCUGUUAGUCUUUUAAUGUUCAUGCUGAAAAUUCUUAUUUUUAUAUUUUAAUCUUUAAACAGCUGAGGUCUUGAACUGACUUAACUUUGUCAUGCUUAUUGAAGAAUGACUCAAGUAUGUAUGGAAGGGAAAACUGUUUAAGUAAUUAAGUUUUUCCCCUUCUAGGGAGGGAAAAAAACCUUUGUAAUAAUGUUUUGAGAAUGUCAUUUGAAAGUUUGGUCAAUAAUAUGUUCUUUAAAUCUGUCGCUGUUUGUACAUUAUAGGUCCUGCUUUUGCUUCAAAUACUCUGUAACCAUUUCAGAAGCUCUGCAGUGAAUUGGUCUAAAAACUGCCAAUAAAUUCUAGUUUGGUAGUCUGGAAGCCAAGCUAAGUUUCCCCACUUGUAAAUUAGAACGUAACAUAGUGAGGUACAUGAAAAGAAAAAUAUAAUUGUGUGUCCUUUCCUAUGUUUCCUUGCGUUCAGCAUAUGUGUGUUAGAGUUUUAUGUAGUCUUAAAAUCCAUAUUUAGAAUCUUACCUGUUUCUAUAUUAAUGAAUAAAAUACCAAAGUAGUGAUAGAAUUGAAGGAGCAGGAAAAUUGUUUGUUUUAGCUUCAAAAAGUGAAUCGACGUUGAAAUGAAUUUUUGUAUGUGCCAGAUCAAAGAGAGCGUGCCAGUGACCAGAAUGGUGUAAAAACAGAAUUAUACUGGUCGUGGUUCAAGUAUGUUCUGAAAGACAAUCUUUAGGGGAAUGGGAGAAAUCAGGGGACAUCCGUGUCCGUAAACCUAGACCAGCCUCUCUUUGUAUAUAAGUGUGGUGAUAUAGUUAGAUAUAAAUCAGUAUCUUACUGGCACCAGUUUCGAAAACAGGCUCUUUUUCUUGAAAAUGCCCAUCCUGAUUUUUUUCGACGUUAACAGCUACUUGGAGUUGUAUGUAUUUUUCUGUGUGAAAAAUACUUGUGCUCUUCGUUUUUCUUCUGGUAAUAACUGUUUAUGUGCCGUUUCUCCCCUUUGCCCUCAGUGGAGUAGAACGUGGUCAAAGGUUUGCUCGCAGGAGCCGCAUUCCGUGUGUGGGCAGUGGAUGCCCGCUGCCACGCUGUCGAGGCCCAGGGAAGGGCGCCUGCAGGGCAGGAACGCCCAGGACUGGCCGGGGGCCAGCGGCUGCUUUCUCAGGGUAAACCGUCCGCCUGUCUUCUCUCCCAGCAAGUCUGCGGAGGCUUCCUUUCCAUUUUCAUGUGUAUGAAUCUCUCCCCACAAGCAGAUGUUUAACAACGAUUAAUGGACUUAUUAAACAUCUGAGAGAAAUCACGAGUGAGCUUAUUUUUUUUUCUUUUGGCUUUUCCCUUUGACAAAAAAUUUAAAUGUAGUUCAAGUAAGACCUAUUAUAGGGCAAUCCUUUUUUUUUUUAAUUAUAGGGCAGUUCUGUGUUUUUGUUAAUAUAUUAAAAAUAUAAGCAGUGGCUUUCCCUGGGGGAAAAAGUGCCAGUUGGCAAUUUAAAGAAAUCAAUUUUUGUCUACUUUGGAUAAAACAAUUAACUUCUUAUGUAAAAGCAAUACUUUAAGUGUGAUGUCCUUUUGUUCAGAAUGUUGUGAACAAAUAAAAAAAGUUUCAAAAUUGU